UCUCCCUCGCUCUCGCUUUUAAUCUUGUCUCUAGUGGCGUGUGUAGGGGGGAGGACUUUAUUUCCAUUGGCUAAGCGCUCCCUUCCCACCCACAUCCCUUCCACAUCACCUUGGUGUCUCCCUAAAUAAAACCAGCCCUCCUUAUCGCCUGGAAAAAAUCAGGAGCUAGAGUUUGAAUGGGUUUUAUAUAAACACUCACCCCUGUCAGCGUGCGGCCAGGCUCUCAGGAUAAACUCCCAGUGUCUGGCCUGAUGCUUGCCUGGCGAUCUCUGCCUUGAACGCCAAGGCUUAAGCAGAAUUCAGAGGACCUGGAACUCUUCCCUGAGAUUUCAUCAACCUGAAGCCAGUUGCGGAACUGCACAGGGUCCCGAUGGACCUCAAGGAGAGCCCCAGCGAGGGCAGCCUGCAACCUUCGAGCAUCCAGAUCUUCGCCAAUACCUCCACUCUGCAUGGCAUCCGCCACAUCUUCGUGUAUGGGCCACUGACCAUCCGGCGUGUGCUCUGGGCAAUGGCCUUCGUGGGAUCCCUGGGCCUGCUGCUGGUGGAGAGUUCCGAGAGAGUGUCCUACUAUUUCUCCUACCAGCAUGUUACCAAGGUGGAUGAGGUGGUGGCCCAGAGCCUGGUCUUCCCAGCUGUGACCCUCUGCAACCUCAAUGGCUUCCGCUUCUCCAGGCUCACCACCAAUGACCUGUAUCACGCUGGGGAGUUGCUGGCCCUGCUGGACGUCAACCUGCAGAUUCCCGACCCGCAUCUGGCGGACCCCACGGUGCUGGAGGCCCUACAACAGAAAGCCAACUUUAAACACUACAAACCGAAGCAGUUCAGCAUGCUGGAGUUCCUGCACCGGGUCGGCCAUGACCUGAAGGAUAUGAUGCUCUAUUGCAAGUUCAAGGGGCAGGAGUGUGGACACCAAGACUUCACCACGGUGAGUACUUGGUUUUCAGUUCGCUCUUGCACUUCCUCUUCAGUUGAAGUGGUGCUCCAGUGGCCUUCUGUUUGUCUUGGGAUCUCUACUGUGCCGGAGUGAGGGCAGCGGCCCGGCUGAAGGCCAAGAGGGUCGCUGGUGAGAGUUGUUGGACCUGUUUGUAGAAAAGGUUACCUGUCAGAUGGAGCACUGUGGUCCUUGCAGGUUGGAGAGCCCCAGGGAGCUUGCUGUUGCGGCAGGGGG
This is a messenger RNA of Acomys russatus (golden spiny mouse), 1168 nucleotides long. RefSeq names its product acid-sensing ion channel 2-like. The coding region runs from base 371 to 1027 and encodes 218 amino acids. Lineage: Eukaryota; Metazoa; Chordata; Mammalia; Rodentia; Muridae. Gene Ontology annotation, cellular component: membrane. The transcript has a single exon. Gene Ontology annotation, molecular function: ligand-gated sodium channel activity. Gene Ontology annotation, biological process: sodium ion transmembrane transport. The record is from RefSeq and is a predicted model, not a curated record.